AUGUCCGUGGACGUCUCGUCGCUCCUGCACUUCAAGGACACCCUGUCGUCGUCGGCGGCGUCGUCGCCCAGCAUGAGCAGCAUCCGCCUCUGCACGUACCCACACUGCGACAAGAAGGUGCGCUCGAAAGGUCUCUGCAAGGCGCACGGCGGCGGUCUCCGCUGCUCGGUCGCAGGCUGCAUGCGCUCGAGCCAAGGCAAAGGCUACUGCAUUCGCCACGGCGGCGGCAAACGCUGCUCGAUCGCCGACUGCAACCGGUCGUCGCAGAGCAACGGUCUCUGCAAGUCCCAUGGCGGCGGUCUUCGCUGCCAGAUCCCGCACUGCAACAAGAGCAGUCAGGGCGGCGGCUUCUGCCGCAUGCACGGCGGUGGCCACCGGUGCCGGACGCCGGGAUGCGACAAGGGCGCCCAGCGCAACGGACUCUGUGCGAGCCACGGCGGCAACCGCAUGUGCCAAUUCGACGGUUGCAAGAAGAACGACCGCGGCGGCGGCUUCUGCGCCGAACACGGUGGCGGUCGCCGAUGCUCGGUCGACGACUGCGACCGCCCUGCACGCAAGCAAGGCAUGUGCUCCAACCACUUUCCGGCGCCUGUCGCAGCGGUUCGGAUUCCCAACGCUGUCUAUGACGCCGACGGCCUCAAUGUCCACGCGUCGCUGAAGAAGGAGCAGACAGACCGCGUUCUCGCCGAGAUCCCGCAAAGCGCGUUCGAGCCGUACGUCGACGUGUACGAACAGACGUCGAACGGGUGCUUCAAGGCCGAAGCGACGCAUUUCGACAACAACAUGCACGCCAUGUACCAGACGUACGAAGAGCCGCCGCGCAUGGAGCUUCUCCAGCAGCAACAGGCGUACGCGCCGUAUCCUGAACACACGAUGUAUGCGCAAACAACCGUGUACCAGCUCCAGCCGCUCGACCGGUACGCGUCGGGGGGCAUGCCCGAGAAUUACCACCACCACCUCCACCACCAAGACCCGCGGGGUUGUAUUAGCCACGUUAUUUAA
Saprolegnia parasitica CBS 223.65 is the source of this 1002-nucleotide messenger RNA. RefSeq lists its product as hypothetical. Bases 1 to 1002 code for a protein of 333 amino acids. The transcript has 2 exons. Lineage: Eukaryota; Oomycota; Saprolegniomycetes; Saprolegniales; Saprolegniaceae. The record is from RefSeq and is a predicted model, not a curated record.